Harmonia axyridis is the source of this 1615-nucleotide messenger RNA. It is a transcript of the gene Spt-I, whose product is annotated as serine palmitoyltransferase 1. Gene Ontology annotation, biological process: ceramide biosynthetic process; sphingosine biosynthetic process. Gene Ontology annotation, molecular function: serine C-palmitoyltransferase activity; pyridoxal phosphate binding. The record is from RefSeq and is a predicted model, not a curated record. Gene Ontology annotation, cellular component: endoplasmic reticulum. The coding region runs from base 114 to 1334 and encodes 406 amino acids. Lineage: Eukaryota; Metazoa; Arthropoda; Insecta; Coleoptera; Coccinellidae. The transcript is spliced from 3 exons.
UUAAUUCAAACAAUAUUGCCAGUUCAACGAUAAGUUGUUUAAUAUUCAGAUACUCUACCAGAAAGACACCUUUUUUUGUUCAAGAACUUCAUUUUGAAUACUUAGGAACUAAAAUGAUGAAUGAAGAUAAGUCUUUUGCCAUUCCUUUGGAAAUAUCAACAAACAUGCUUGACGAGAAGCUUUUGCAAGAACGUCUGAAUCAAUUCAAACCAAAACCCUUGAUAGAGUACAAACAUGAUCCAAAUAAGAUAUAUGAAAUACUUGCAGUUGAAAACAAGGACGGGGUAGUAGACUUGGCCAAAACCAACUUUUUGGGUAUGCUUGAUGAUGAGGAAAUAAAAAAAACUGCAGAAGAGACUAUAAGAAAAUAUGGAGUUGGGACUUGUGGUCCUAGAGCAUUUUAUGGGACUACCGAUGUUCACCUGGCUCUUGAAGAAAAAAUAGCUAAUUUCCUUGGUGCUGAAGAAUGCAUAAUUUAUUCAUAUGGAUUUGUUGCCAUUUCCAGCUCUAUAGCUGCCUAUAUCAAACGCAAAGAUGUUGUCUUUGCUGACAAAGAAUCUAAUGAAGCCAUAAAAUAUGGCUUGGCCAGUUCCAAGAGCCGAGUUGUUUACUACAAUCACAAUGACCCCGAAAGUCUUCUAAAUGAAGUGGAAAAGAUCAGGAUUGAAGAGGCUAAGAAAAAACCCUCCAGAAAGUUUCUCAUUGUGGAAGGAGUGUCCUGGUGUACUGGUCAAUUGUGCAACCUCCCAAAAUUUGUUGAAGUAGCCGAGCAGUUCAAAAUGAGGAUCUUUUUGGAUGAGACAUAUUCCUUGGGGGUACUAGGUAAGAACGGCAAGGGGCUAACUGAGCAUUUUGGAGUAGAUAUCUCUAAGAUUGAUAUGACCUUUGGCACCAUUGAAGGUGCUCUGGGUUCUAUUGGCGGCUACUGUGCUGGCUCUCAUGCUGUCAUUGAACAUCAGAGGCUUUCAGGGUCAGGGUACAUCUUCUCUGCCUCUCUACCAACCUACCUAGCACAAAUAGCCAUAAAAUCCAUAGAGUUGAUGGGUGAUAAGCCAAGUAGGUUGGUCAAAUUAGCCAAUGAAGUCCAUGAUUUCUUAGAAAGAUGCGAUUUUGAGGUUAUCAGCCACCCCAAAUCACCUUUCAAGGUAUUCAAGUUUAAAGGAGACAGAAAUAGGGCAGAGAGGGAGGAAGAAUUUCAUAAGAUUUGUGCUGAACAAGGGAUUCAUUUAGUUCUUAGUGAAAAGGGGCUGGUAGCCAACUUAAAUGUGAAUCUGUGUGACCAAAUGCAGAAGGUUUAUGAUGUCUUCGAAAAGGUAGUAAGACAAUUGGCGUAAUUUUUUUCAAUGUUUCCAGAAUUUAAAAUUUUGAGGCUUUGUUAGAUGCAUUAUUACAUGGAAAUUGUGAAUUGUAGGUUAGGUGUACUUCUGUAAUCAAGUUAAAUAUUGUAAAUCCAUUUAAGGGUUAAAUGCAUUCCAGUAUUUCACUACUCUAAAAGCAUAAUAUUCAGAUUAGGAUAAGUACUUGAUAAUUGGAUUUAAAAAGCUGAAAUGACUGAAAACAGUUGGAUCCUGUAUAAAACUAGAUAAUGGCAAUAAAGAUAAACAUCGUUUUUCAA